Molecule: messenger RNA, 3732 nt
Organism: Diceros bicornis minor
Lineage: Eukaryota; Metazoa; Chordata; Mammalia; Perissodactyla; Rhinocerotidae
Gene: ADGRG1
Product: adhesion G protein-coupled receptor G1
Exons: 14
Coding region: 153-2387 (744 amino acids)
Biological process (GO): cell surface receptor signaling pathway; adenylate cyclase-activating G protein-coupled receptor signaling pathway
Cellular component (GO): membrane
Molecular function (GO): heparin binding; G protein-coupled receptor activity
Source: RefSeq, a predicted model, not a curated record
CGUUUGUGGUUCACACUGCGUCAGGGGAAGGAGAAGGAAAGGAGAGGGGACCGGUCCCGGUGUCUUCCUGGAGAGGCGCCUGCCCGGGAAGGACUGACCCCCGAGCUGCCCGGGGCCCGUCCGCUCAACCUCCACCUCCAUCCUCCGAGGAAAUGGGUUUUCCAGGAGCCUGGACUGGGCCAGCGGUGACUCGUGGCUACACAGGAACGGCAGAGGAAGUGACUCAGGCCCGGGGGGAGAAAGUGAGCCUGCGGGUCUCCUGCCCCUUCCCCUGUCCCAGGUCCCACACGGUGGUGGCUUCUCAGGGUGACCUCGGGGAGAAGAUGACCGCCCGGGCGCUGCUGCAGACAGCGCUGUUCCCACUGGGGCUGCUCCUCCUGGCUCAAGGUGCCCAUGGUGGGGCCCCCAGGGAAGACUUUCGCUUCUGUGGCCAGCGGAACCAGACGCACAAGAGCAGCCUCCGUUAUAAUCAGACGGCAGAGCUGCACAUCUCCAUCCAGAACUCCCAGGAGGCCCUCACGGUCCACGCCCCCUUCCCUGGAGACUCCCGGGCUGCCCAAGAACUCCCCCAUCUCAGGGGCCUGUACCACUUUUGCCUCUUCUGGAACCGCCACGCUGGGAAACUGCACCUGCAAUACGGCAGGAAGAACUUCUCGCUAAGUGACCAAGCGUCUGGCCUCCUGUGCUUCCAGCACCAGGAGGAGAGCCGGGCCCAGGGCCCCCCGCUGCUCGCCACCUCUGUCAGCUCCUGGUGGAGCCCCCGGAACACCAGCCUGCCCAGCGCCGCAGGCUUCACCUUCUCCUUCCACAACCCUCCGCGGAAGGCCUCCCACGAUGCCUCGGUGGACAUGUGUGAGCUGAAGCGGGACCUCCAGCUGCUUAGCCAGUUCCUGAAGCAUCCCGGGAAGGCCGGGAGGAGGCCCUCGUCCACCCCCCCCAGCCAGCGGCUGCAGAGCCUGGAGUCAAAGCUGGCCUCUGUGAGCUUCGCCGGGGACACCGUGUCCUUCGAGGAGGAUCGGGUCAACGCCACGGUGUGGAAGCUCCAGCCCACGGCCGGCCUCCAGGACCUGCACAUCCACUCCCGGCAGGAGGAAGAACAGAGCGAGAUCCUGGAGUACUCGGUGCUGCUGCCCCGAGCUCUCUUCCAGAAGACCAAAGGCCGCAGGGGGGAGGCCGAAAAGAGGCUCCUCCUGGUGGAUUUCAGCAGUCAAGCCCUGUUUCAGGACAAGAACUCCAGCCAAGUUUUAGGUGAGAAGGUGUUGGGUAUCGUCGUGCAGAACACCAAAGUGGCCAACCUCUUGGAGCCCGUGGUGCUCACCUUCCAGCACCAGCCGCAGCCGAAGAAUGUGACUCUACAGUGUGUGUUCUGGGUUGAAGACGCGACAUUGAGCAGCCCGGGGAGCUGGAGCGACGCCGGGUGUGAGACCGUCAGGAGAGAGACCCAGACAUCCUGCCUCUGCAACCACCUGACCUACUUUGCAGUGCUGAUGGUGGCCUCCGUGGAGGUGGACGCCGCACACAAGCACUACCUGACUGUCCUGUCCUACGUGGGCUGUGUCAUCUCCGCGCUGGCCUGCGUCCUCACCAUCGCCGCCUACCUCUGCUCCAGGAGGAAGCCCCGCGAUUACACCAUCAAGGUGCACAUGAACCUGCUGCUGGCCGUCUUCCUGCUGGACGUGAGCUUCCUGCUCAGCGAGCCGGUGGCCCUGGCGGGCUCCGAGGCCGGCUGCCGGGCCAGCGCCAUCUUCCUGCACUUUUCCCUGCUCUCCUGCCUCUCCUGGAUGGGCCUCGAGGGCUACAACCUCUACCGACUCGUGGUCGAGGUCUUCGGCACCUACGUCCCCGGCUACCUGCUCAAGCUGAGCGCCGUGGGCUGGGGCUUCCCUAUCUUCCUGGUGAUGUUGGUGGCACUGGUGGACGUGAACAACUAUGGCCCCAUCAUCCUGGCUGUGCACAGGACUCCAGAGAGCGUCAUCUACCCUUCCAUGUGCUGGAUCCGGGACUCCCUGGUCAGCCACGUCACGAACCUGGGCCUCUUCAGCCUGGUGUUUCUGUUCAACACGGCCAUGCUGGGCACCAUGGUGGUGCAGAUCCUGCGGCUGCGCCCGCACGCCCAGCAGUGGCCCCACGUGCUGACGCUGCUGGGCCUCAGCCUGGUCCUCGGCCUGCCCUGGGCCCUGGUCUUCUUCUCCUUUGCUUCUGGCACCUUCCAGCUCGUGGUCCUCUACUUCUUCAGCAUCAUCACCUCCUUCCAAGGCUUCCUCAUCUUCCUCUGGUACUGGUCCAUGCGGCUGCAGGCCCGGGGCGGGCCCUCCCCUCUGAAGAGCAGCUCGGACAGUGCCAGGCUCCCCAUCAGCUCGGGCAGCACCUCGUCCAGCCGCAUCUAGGCCGCCAGCCGCUCGCCCCGCGGAGGAAGCAGAGGUGCGGCCUCCCCUCACCACGCCUGCAGCCCCUGCAGCCAGGCCCGGCCCUUGAGGGGUCAGCUGAAGACUUGAGAAGGCCCGAGGACCUUGGAGGGAUGGGGCUGUUGCCAUGGCGGCCAGACCCAGGGGACUACUCGGCUCUCGGGUCCAGCUCACAGGGAGUGGGACUGUGCCCUGGCCAUCCUAACCUGGGGCUGAAGGCUGGUCUUCUCGCCAUCGCUGGGCCCAGCCCUCACGGCUGGGGGUCAGGAGCCCGCAGGCCUCAGGGUCAGGCCUCAGACCUUGGGGGCCUGGUGGCAUCCUGUGCCAUAGCUGCUCUGUCUCUAGUAAUCACCAUGAGGACACUCUGUAGCCCCUGUCAUCUUAGCCCAAGGGUGGCACCAGGGAGAGGGUUGGGGCAGAGCAUUGGAGCCAGGCCCCUGGAGGAGGAGAGCCCCCUCCCAGAGCAUAGCUCCCCUACCUCUGAGCCCAGAGCCCGCCCUCCGUCAGCCCCCCAGCCCUCCCUCUCCCUUCCCCUGUCUUCCCCAGCCCUCCCUCUCCCCUCCCCUGUCCCUCCCAGCCCUCCCUCUCUGCUCCCCUGUCCUCCACUCACAGCUGGAGGUCCCAGUUGCAAUGUUGUAUUCCGGGUAGUGGUCCCAAGAGCUGCCUGGUGCCUGCUGUAAACCUUUAUCUACUGCGCGGGCCUUUGCCUGCCCCUGACUCAGGCUUAGUGUAGACGUUCUGGGCUGGGCUGGUCCGUCUGUCCAUCUGGGCCUCUCCAUAAGCUGUGUUACCUUUGCUCACAAUGCCGAGCCCACUCCUCCCAAAGACCCCCAGCCUCUCCCGGAGCUCUCUUGUGGCAAGAGCUGUGGAGCGUACAGUCCAAAUCUGUUUCCACCCCAGCACUCUGAAGACAGACGUGCCUCCCCGGCGACACUGGCCCGGAGCCCGACGCGCUCCUAACGGGUUGUCCCUGAGUCCCUGCAGAGGGACUGGAGCUCGCUCAAGCCCAUCACAGUUAGCUCUUUGGGAUACAGAUGGCCAGACCUGGUCACUCCCUCUUGGGAUCCCUCUGUCUAGUGUGUGAGGCGUGUACAGACAAGAGCUCCAGACACAGGGUUCAGGGGGCCAUCAUUUCUGGCUGGAAAUCCAGGAAGACUUCCUGUAGGAGGCAGCUUUUGAUCUGGAUCUCAGCCUUAAAGAUGGGGAGGAUUUCUUUUUAAAUACCACUUCAUUUGUCUUUUGAUAUUAAAAAGAAGUACAUGUUGAUCGUAGAGAAUUUGGAAACUGUAGAAGAGUAUAAAGAAGAAAAUAAAAAUCAACAAACCAA